AUGAGCACCAGUCAGGUCUAUCCAACGCUUCCUGGAACCAUCGAUCCAGAGCAUAUGGGUACCGACGCCACAGCCGGUAUCGUUGGCAGCGAGUGGUAUGCUCCUGGCCAGUAUGCCUUUCAUGAUCCAUACAUCACUCCAUACCCGUCAUCGACAGUAGAGAGUCAACCAUGGACUCAGUAUGCCCGCGCAUCUGUACCCGACAUCCACCUCAGUCAUGGCUACGCACCUCAUCAUCCACCCCCUCAACAAUCACCGCCCAUCCAACCACCCUUCAAGGACCCAGGACGACCUCGCAGUAGCCCAAGCACCUUUGGCCCUUCAGAUAUGCCGUGGACGACGACCGGACUGGGCAUCGCAUACACCAUGUCAACAGCCGGCCAACCAACUCCCGUAACCUCAACAUUCCCACCCAACGUCUUUCAAACCUACCCCACAGACGACCACUACAGCACAAGCCCACCCGAACUCAGACAAACCCAACCGCGGAGACCUUACGCCAGCAUCGCGCCCAACCCAACAGGCCAAGGAACCAAACGCCCCCGCCGCGACGAAGACGAAGGCACCCAACAACCCGACCUCUCCUCCUCAGCUUCCAAACGGCGCAAACGCACCGCCUCGGUCGCCUCCAACGAACUCAACGAUGACGACCGCUUCCUCGUCCAACUCAAGGAAGACGAAAACCUCCCCUGGAAGGACAUCGCGAACCGCUUCCAAUCCGAGAAAGGCCGCAACUUCCAGGUCGCCGCUCUCCAGAUGCGCUACAAGCGAUUGCGGGAGAAGUUUCGGGUGUGGGAGGAUCAGGAUGUGCAGGCUCUGAGGCUGGCGCAUGAGUACUGGGAGAAGUACAAGUGGGAGAUUAUUAGUGCGAAGAUGCUCGACUACGGCAUCGGCGAACGCUGGCCGGCACGGCACUGCACGCGCAAAUGGCAAGAACUCGAAACCGGCAGCACAGCAACGACCGGCGGCGGCGGCAUCGGAACCAUCACAUCGCUCAUCACAACGACCGCACCAGGAGGCAUGGGCACGCCCGCCUCGAUCUCGCAAUUCUCAAGCCCCGUCGAGGGUCCCGUACAUUUCUCUUUCAUGCCGCCGCAGCAGCACACGCCGGGCCCUCAGCAUCCUCACCAGCAGCCAUGA
This is a messenger RNA of Zasmidium cellare ATCC 36951, 1140 nucleotides long. RefSeq lists its product as uncharacterized. The record is from RefSeq and is a predicted model, not a curated record. The transcript is spliced from 3 exons. NCBI's taxonomy places the organism in Eukaryota, Fungi, Ascomycota, Dothideomycetes, Mycosphaerellales, Mycosphaerellaceae. Bases 1 to 1140 code for a protein of 379 amino acids.